UGAAUCUUUGAAAGGCCUUCAACUUGCGAUAAAAGGAAAAACCAUCCUCACCCAAGAACUGGAGGAAAUGUAUGAGUCUUUUCUCAAUGGAAGAGUGCCUACGCUGUGGCAGAAACAUGCCUACAAGUCCUGUAAGCCCCUGAGUUCCUGGGUUAACGAUCUCAUCCAGCGAGUGAAUUUCUUCAACACUUGGGCCAAAAUGGCUUACACUGCAAUACAUCAUCGGUACAUGAGAUUUGUCGCCACCGGGAAGCAUUCCAUUCCAUCAUCCACCCAAAACCCCGGAUCCUCUGACAAUAAAACCAGUGAUUUCUGUGAAGGAUUUCCUGCAAGAUACUGGCUCCCAGCUUUCUUCUUUCCGCAAGCCUUUCUCGUUGCCGUGCUUCACGACUACGGACGGUCCCAAGGAAUCUCUCUCGGCGCCCUCACGUUUACCCACCGUGUGAUCUCGGACGCCGCUGACAGCAGAGACGAGGGGUUCUCCGCGGCCAUCCACGGGAACCUCAACACAGUCAGGACGGCCUUCGAGGGCACAGACCGCACUCAUGUCGGAGUUCACGUUUUCGGUUUAUUCGUCGAGGGCGCAAGGUGGAAUCGGGAACAAAACAUACUAGAGGACUCGCUGCCUCGUGAGCUCUGUUAUGAUUUCCCCGAAAUCUACUUCCUGCCAACAAAGCUUUCCACGGAGCGAGCAGGUGCUUCUGACCAGACAGGUACGCAGCUCCACACGUUUGAGUGCCCGGUGUAUCAGACGCCGGAGAGGUCAAGAACUGGGACAACCGCUGGCUUGCCUGCAGACUUCCUGACCUCCGUGCACUUACCCACGAAGAGACCCCCCAGUCACUGGGUCACAACGCGGGUUGCCUUGCUGUGUGAGAAAAAGGAGAAAUAAACGUGUGCACCACCCCACCUACUUUUUGUCUCUGAGCGGAUUUGUGACUCGGCACCCGCCACGAAAACACCCACGUGUUCAGCCAGACCGGACAGGUGCGGUCUU
Molecule: messenger RNA, 997 nt
Organism: Lynx canadensis (Canada lynx)
Lineage: Eukaryota; Metazoa; Chordata; Mammalia; Carnivora; Felidae
Product: dynein heavy chain 14, axonemal-like
Exons: 6
Coding region: 68-892 (274 amino acids)
Biological process (GO): microtubule-based movement
Cellular component (GO): dynein complex
Molecular function (GO): dynein intermediate chain binding; dynein light intermediate chain binding; minus-end-directed microtubule motor activity
Source: RefSeq, a predicted model, not a curated record